Molecule: messenger RNA, 1992 nt
Organism: Dermacentor andersoni
Lineage: Eukaryota; Metazoa; Arthropoda; Arachnida; Ixodida; Ixodidae
Source: RefSeq, a predicted model, not a curated record
AUGCGUAGCCGUAAGGCGGGGGAGCCGUCCUCGCGCACCGGGACAAGUAUGGCCGGGAACGCCCUGUGUCAUUUGCUACGCGUCGGCCAUGCUGCCGAGCAACGCUACAGCCACCUGGACAAGGAAUGCCUGGGCCUCAUGUUCGAGGUCGAACGCUUCCACCAGUAUCUGUGGGGCCGGAAGUUCGAGGUGGUCACUGACCACAAGCUGCUGUUGGGGCUGCUGGGGUCUGACGAGACAGCUCCCGUGCAGGCAUCUCAUAAAGUGGUGGUGUCUCCUGUCAGCGCCUCAUCGCUGCUCAUGCACAUAACAGAUGUGGCCACGUGGCAGAGACACGCCGACCACGUUAGGCCUCGCUUCGGGACCUCGCCAGCACCUUCGACUACCACUUCAGAGUUCCAGCCUGCAGGAGUACUAGCAGCAACACCUGUCGCUUCAAGCGGCGCACCACCCAACUCAGAGACGGUGCUGAAUACUUCCAGUGAGAGUCCUGAAGGAGCAAGUAUUGUCCUUUUGACCGACGGUGUGGAGAAUGAGCAGCCCUACAUUCAUGAUAUCUGGCCUCAACUAUUAGCGGCAAAAGUCGAAGUUGUGACAAUGACGAUGGGUGACAAAUCGGAAGAGGAACUUGAGAAGCUGGCUACGGAAACGAAAGGGCAAAGUUACUUUUUUCCUGACCGCCUUGAAAACCUGUCGAGAGCCUACAUCGAAGCCAACAGCUCGGCGCAUGAGCUCACACAUCAUCGAUUGAUUAUGUACAUAACGAAAGGCUUCAACGGAACUGUCCAAGAAACAUUUAUUCUUGAUGAAGGCCUGGGAAACAACACGGUUGUUACAAUCAUCCGUCAAUCUGCUGGAAAUUACUCCCUCAUGGCCUGGCUGCUGGACCCCACAGGAAAGAGGUAUCCUGAUAUCUUGGCCAACGAUGGUUGGUACACCGGCUACUUCACGCAGUUCACGGGCAAAGGAAGGUACGCCGUCAAGGCUUAUGUUUACGGGGACAACAAGACCAGCCAUGCGUACCGUAAGCCGGGAUUCCCUCCUGACAUCUCCAUUUCCAAGGCGGGGGUAGCGCUUCCUCUGAUUGGACCAACCCUACAUGCGCCAGGCAACUACACAUUCGUGGAUACCCUCCUAGGAAAAAAGACGCCGACGGUCCCAUUCGAAAGAGUCGCCUACUGCGGCUACCUUAACGUCAGAGCGGACAUGCGGCAGACUGAUGUUCCUCCUGGUUUAAUGAGAGACCUGAAUAAUUUCGACGGUUACGUCGAGAGCGACAGAACAGCCGUCGUCAUACUUACUUGGACAUGGCCUGGCGCACACAUGACACACGGAAAGGCGGCGAAAGUUGAGAUAAGAGGCAGCAAUAACAAAACCAACCUUGAAAAGGACUUCGACAGCCAGCAGCUUAUGUCCAAUGUCGUGAAAGGCAACCUUGACCCCCUCCCCGCUGGUUCAAAGCACAACGUAUCAAUCGCACUUCCUCGCGAGUGGGAAACGACGACACCAGGCAACAGGGACUUCACGCUGCACGGGUACGUAGCGGCGCGUGUUAUCAACGCAGAUGGACUCAAGGGGAAGCUGUCCAGGAGCCUUGAAUUGUCGUUCCGAGUCGUAAACUUUACCGCCGAAUCACUCACGACAGGAGCGCCCAUCACCACGCGGGCAAUGCGGCAGACUAAGCCUGGGCCAGCAAGAACCACGAGAGUGCCGGAAAAGCCUUACACCAAGACAAUCCAAGCAACGACCUCAACACCCCCGACCAAAGGCGAACCAGCUCGUGAUCCGUCGGAAACAACCACACCAGAGGCGGGGCAUGGGAGAAAGAAUGGCCAUCCAUCCAUCAUAAUUUGGAUUCUGCUGGCGCUAGUUGCCGGAGUCGUCGUGGCAGCCAUCACAAUUAUACUGCUGCUCAGGGCGCAGUGCAGCGCCAUUGCCGAAAAUCAGGCUACCACCACGAGCACGGCAACAAUGACAACGAUGUGAAUCCAC